Messenger RNA from Macrosteles quadrilineatus (aster leafhopper), 4565 nucleotides. RefSeq lists its product as uncharacterized. Lineage: Eukaryota; Metazoa; Arthropoda; Insecta; Hemiptera; Cicadellidae. The record is from RefSeq and is a predicted model, not a curated record. The coding region runs from base 87 to 4490 and encodes 1467 amino acids. The transcript has 14 exons. Gene Ontology annotation, biological process: signal transduction.
ACGAGAGCUCAGUGCUACGCGAGCCGCGACGCGGGAAUAGCAGCGUCGUGGUCAGCGUCGGCCGUCAUGUAACCUAGCGCGAUACCAUGGCGGACCGUCCCCGUAGACCCAAGUACACCAAGACCAGUAGUAACAGUAGUACUAGUGUAGACCCAAAGCUGGAGGACAUGGGUAAACCACGGCCCGACGUCAGUCCGGGAGGUUCUAAAGAGACACCGGAGAAGAAGAGAAGUCGGCCGAAGAGGGAAAGAUGGCUCCUCACCCGCAAAACCUGGAGAUACAUGGCGGACGCUGGGAGAAGACUCAUCCCGGAGGGACUCCAGAACAGGCCCGAGGAUGUUCCAAGGAUCGAGGCUUACUUCCAGGAAGUGUGCCACAAGGAACCGAGGUUUUUGCUGUGGAGGAAGCAGUCUUACCCGGGAGCUCUGGGGAUCCGCCAUCGCGGAAGAUCGAGAGGAGGCAGAAAAAAGAUCGGUGGUAGUUGUCGUGACAAAACUAGUUCUGCCGAUGAGGCUGAGGAUAUCAAGAAAGGUGCCACUGCGAGGUUGACUCCUCAACAAGCACGUAAGUUAGGCAGUAAACUCGAUCUAAAAAAAUUGAAAGAAGAUUUCCUCCUUGGAAUUUCCAAUACCUCACAGCCUCAAAGUACAGUAUCGUCUCCCGAGGAAGAGAGCAACUUACUUUUAGAAACGCUUGAAAUGUACCUGAAUGAAAAACCUUCCGAUUCAAAGAGUCCUAGUACCUUGAGAUCUUCGUUUAACCACGAAGAGCUACUAGAAAAACUUCGAGAACAUUUGGACAGCAUCGAGAGAUUGGCUGCGGAGGAGCGAGCUCGAACUCCCAGGCCGACGAGCGUCCACUUCGAAGGUGAUAACACGCAGAAAAUGCUUUUAGAAACUUUAAGGAGAUACUUCGGAAAAUCAACUAACAGGGAAAAGGUUAUCAGUGAUAUUUUAACAGAUAGGAAAUCACUCGAGGGGUUGUAUUUCGAUUUGAGAAAAGCGCGAGGGUUCAAAAGUGGCCGUAGCAGUGGUGAAAGUGUUGGUGCGGGUUAUAGUGCGACAGCAGUUAGACGACAGUGGAAACCCAGAGGGGGUGAGAGGUCCUUCCUGUACCAGGACUUGCGAGAGGAGGACGCCGACGAAGAGGUUGGAUCCUCAGACUCGAGACAAGAAGUGACGAGUGAAACAUCACCUCCUCCACUGAUACAGAUUAAACCUGACAUUGAACCUCCGGUAAAGACGUUCGCGACGCAAACAGAAGCCAUACCUGCCAGUGUCUUAGUGGCUAUACAAGACGAGUUAAAAAGGUUAAAACUAGCUAAAGAAGCCGAACAGAAAGUGGAAGAGGAUAAACCAAAGCCAAAACCAUACACGAGGAGAAGUAGUGUGACGGAUAACGACGACGUUUCACCUUCAGUAGGAGACACAAUAAAGCGAUAUCUCCGGAUGGCGAGGAAGAAAAGUGUGGACUCGGACAAAGCAGACAGGUUCAAAAGAGUGAAUUACGAUCAAAACAUUAGAAACAUAAGACCCAAGGGUGAAAUAACGCAGAUUGGAGACGACGACGGUCUCGACAAAGGAAGUCAAACGGAAGAGUCUUGGGUGGUGGCGUUAAAGGAGUUAAAGCUGGAAGACAAAUUGUACGAAACGACCAGCCCGACCGAAGAGCAUUUCAGCUCCAGGAUCACUAGCUCCAGAAGCAGCGUGGACACCGGAGUGGAAGACCUCUCCUCUCCUCCUCAAACUCCAAUUCCACCCACAAAAUCGCCCUCGGGAAUUUUACAAACGGGUCAAACGUUCUUGUCGAACCUGUUGCACCAAAAAUCUCGUAACAACUCCUCUGUGUCCGCAGUGCCUGGUGCCAUGCAGAAGUCCAAGUCCACCUCCAGCGUGGUCGUCAAGAAGAUCUGGAAGUCGAGGUCCAAGAGUCAGACGAGGGUGACAUCUCCAACCUCUGCCUGGACUCCUCAGGGUAACUGUCAGUGGACCAAUGGCGUUGGACGGACUGUCACAUUGUCGGACACGACGUUGUUGCAAUUGUCCGACAUUGAGAGGAGAGUCCUUCAAAAAGUCGCCCUCGCUAAACUGCAAGCUCUCAACUUGGGGGUCGCUGUUAGGAUACCUUCUGAUAAUGUGUCGGCGAGCACGGUGCAAAAGCCUAAGCGAAGAGCGUACCUGCUCAAGCGUAAGGCCAUCACCACUGGCCUCUUCGACACCAAGUCUGGCAAAGAAGACAAGGAAAAGGUGGAGGGUGGUGGCCUUGUCUUCGGCAUUCCCCUGGGCCAGUGUGUGGAGAACGAGCGUCUCGCCAGGUCCAAGGGUGAUUCUCUGCUAGGAGAUGACUCGGAUCUGAGGCGGAAGUCCCACCACGGAAGUCGCUCAAGCUUCAGCAGCCUGAUAGAGCAUGGCGCAAAGGAUGAGAAAGGUUCCUCUGAGAGUCUGAUGUCCCCGACGCUGAGUAUGCCUGGACUGUUGGACUCCCUGUCAGUAGGCUCGGCCCUGGAUCUCAGUCUAGAGCAGGGCGGAGUACCAAACAUCGUCAGUUCCUGUCUCAGGCACCUGGAGAACCACGGGCUCCACACCCUCGGCAUCUUCAGAGUCAGCAGUUCCAAGAAGAGAGUACGGCAGCUGAGAGAAGACUUUGACUGUGGGAAGGAGAUGACGAUGGAAGCAGACUUAUGUCCUCAUGAUGUCGCAACAUUGCUCAAAGAGUACUUCAGAGAUCUUCCAGACUCCCUAUUGUGCAAAGAUCUCUACCAGGCCUUCAUUCAGACACAGAGGAUACGGAACAGGCGGUUACAGCAAGAAGCAUUGCAACAUCUGGUCCAACUGUUGCCUGUGCCCAACCGAGACACUCUGUACGCCUUGCUCUGUCUACUGGCUGAAGUGGCCCACAAUUCGGAGGAUCACAAAGACAACUCAGGAGAAUGGGUGGUGGGCAACAAGAUGGACAGCAACAACUUGGCGACACUGUUUGCUCCCAACAUCCUGCAUCCUUGUAAACCUUCUGGGAAGGAUGAGUUGAGUGCGGAGCGCACAGAGGAGCGCAGCGACGCUAUCAAUGUCAUCCGAGCGCUCAUCGACAACUAUCGAGAUCUCUACCUGGUUUCAGCAGAUUUGCUUCACGAGAUUUACGUCCACAUGAUGGACUCUCAUCCUGAAUUCUUAGACCAAAUAAUGCAAAAAAAGGAUUUAGCUACUGAAGAGACUGAGGAUCUAGACAACAGCACGGUGUCGGAUGAGAGGUUCCAGAUCUCUCAAGAGUCACUGAUGGAGCGCAAAGUCUGGUCACGAGAGGCGUUCACCCACGAGACUGCGGGGAUGGGUGGACCUGACCUGGAGAUGAAACCUAGUAAAAAAGAAAAGGAAAGAACUCGAGAACGUGUGACCAAAAAGCGUUGGAGAGAAGAACAAACAAUGACAACCAGAAGAAGAAUAGACUCUGACCAAUCUACUCCCUCAAGGAGGACCUCUUCUACAAGUCAUCCUGAUGAAUCUCUCUACAUUGAGGAUCCUAUGAUGGUUAGAGGUAAGGGGGGAGAGAGAGGGGUGAUCACAGCUACACUUAAGAUACCUGUGCCUGCCUCUACAUCACUCACACUGGGUCUGGACGACUCGGACAUCCCAUACAUCGAAGACCAGGAUAGGCAUCAUGUUACAGUAAGAUCAUCUGAUUCUUCACAAGCGUCCACGUACAUCCACCACGUCGCUAUUGCCACUGAUUCAGCCGUCGGUUCGUCAGUAAGUCCUCCUCGUAACUCUGUCAGCAGUUACAGCAGUGGAGGAGUGUUUAGUUCCCCUCCCUCUUGGGCUUCCUCCCCACCCACCUCCCCCGAUUCCACUGUUUCCCCCUCCUCCUACCUGCCUGAAGACACCCCUGCCACCACUGCACGUAUUACCAUUCCUACAAAACGAACACCUGAUCCUCAGCAAAGGGUAACCAUCCAGAGGGUAACGAUCAAGACUGCCGGUGAAGUUCAACAGGUGAAGCAGACGUACAGCCGCCAAGAGUCGUCCAGCUCAUUGUCUCAGACGCAGACGCAGGAGAGAGAACGACGUCGAAGCAAAGACUCACCUUACCAGCGGCUGGGAGUGGGGAGUGGCGAGAAACUGUCAAAGAGUGCGAGCUCUACCGCAGUGACGCAAGCGGUAGAGCGAACGAUCCCGAUAGUGCAGGAAGUGGACCGAGACAGGACAUCCACCCCGAGCAUUUCCAGUAUAGGGGGGGCGGUCAUGCGAUCAAAGACGGCCGACAUCGAGCGAAUGCUCAAAAUACAGACUACCAAACAAAGUAAAAAGAGUACGAGUGAGGAGGAUAAAAAGAUCAAACGGAAGUACACGGACAGUCGCCACUUGACGAGAUCUCUCCCUCAGGCUACGGAGACGGCCGAAACUGCGACAACGUCGACAACAACCACACUGUGGAAGCGGAGGGAGAUAAUUUCCAGUGAACCAAAAGAAAGGAAAGGGUUACCAAAUAAAAUGUAAAUACUGUGUAAAGACAGUGCCUUCAUUUAAGUCAUGUUUAUAUUAGAUGUUAUUUUCUUUAUUAAAUUAAACUAU